Erpetoichthys calabaricus (reedfish) is the source of this 2372-nucleotide messenger RNA. RefSeq names its product farnesyl diphosphate synthase (farnesyl pyrophosphate synthetase, dimethylallyltranstransferase, geranyltranstransferase) (gene fdps). The coding region runs from base 121 to 1185 and encodes 354 amino acids. Lineage: Eukaryota; Metazoa; Chordata; Cladistia; Polypteriformes; Polypteridae. Gene Ontology annotation, cellular component: cytoplasm. Gene Ontology annotation, biological process: trans, trans-farnesyl diphosphate biosynthetic process. The record is from RefSeq and is a predicted model, not a curated record. Gene Ontology annotation, molecular function: dimethylallyltranstransferase activity; (2E,6E)-farnesyl diphosphate synthase activity. The transcript has 10 exons.
CAAGAAAACACUUCAUAUCCCAUAAUCCUCGGUGUUAUUGACUCUCGGGACUCCAGGUACAUUUGCUUCACUCGAUGGUUGCAGAACAUACUUUUUGUGUAAACUUCUGAACACAGAGAAAUGGAUAACCAUGCUGUCAAAAAGCAACAGGCUAAAGCUGACACCAAACAGUUUGACCGGCUCUUCGUUCAAAUAGUAAAUGACUUGACAGAACAGGACCUUAGUCAUUCAGAAGUGGGAGAUGCAAUUAGACGGCUGAAGCAGGUCUUGGAGUACAAUGCCCCAGGAGGUAAAAGGAAUCGUGGCCUGUCAGUCAUUGCUUCAUAUCGGGAGUUGGUCACUUCUGAGCAACUCACACCUGAGAACCUGCAGCGAGCCCUGGUGGUUGGCUGGUGCAUUGAAUUGUUACAAGCCUUUUUCCUAGUGGCAGAUGACAUUAUGGAUGCAUCUUUGACCAGAAGGGGGCAACCAUGCUGGUAUAAGAGAGAUGGUAUUGGAUUAGAUGCUGUCAAUGACUCCUUUUUGUUGGAAGCCACCAUCUACCGACUGCUAAAAAAGUAUUGCAGAGGAGAACCUUUCUAUAUUAACCUCAUUGAGCUCUUCCUGGAAACAAGUUAUCAGACAGAACUAGGUCAAGCUUUGGAUCUGAUCACAGCCCCACCUAACCAAAUAGAUUUGACACGAUUCACUGAUGACAGGUAUAAAGCAAUUGUCAAGUACAAGACUGCUUUCUAUUCAUUUUACUUACCUGUUGCUGCUGCCAUGUAUAUGGCUGGAAUUGAUGAUGAAAUGGAGCACAAUAAUGCCAAAGCAAUCCUCCUGGAGAUGGGAGAAUUUUUCCAGAUUCAGGAUGACUAUCUCGACUGCUUUGGGGAUCCAGCAAUAACAGGAAAGAUUGGCACCGACAUUGAAGAUAACAAGUGCAGCUGGCUAGUUGUGGAGGCCUUGAAGAGAGUCACUUCAGAACAGCGGCAGGUGCUAGAAUUGUGCUAUGGCCGCAAGGACAAUGAAAGUGUUAAUCGCGUCAAGUCUCUUUAUACAGACCUGGAAAUGCCAAAGGUGUACAGUGAAUAUGAAGACAGCAGCUAUCAGCGUCUAAUGAGUCUGAUCGAACGUCAUGCCAAUAAACUUCCCCACUCAAUCUUCUUGUCUUUUGCACAGAAAAUUUACAAAAGAAACAAAUGAAUCUCUGAACAAUACAGUAUAUGGCCUUUGACUGCAGUGGCCACAGUUGAAAGAAAGAGACCAACUGUGAGUCUACUGUCCACAUUACAGAGAGAGAGUGAGAGAAAACUGAACUUCUGUUGAUCUGUCUUGUGUUUUUAAUUUUGUUUUUCCCUCCAAAACACAGAAGAAUCAAGUCACCUGCUUGCCCUGCAACUAAGUUAUUUUUGAAAAUGUGCUGCAUAUUUUCAUGUUUUUAUUUCUGUUGUUUUGUAUAGACAUUUAUUUUUAGAGGGAUUUCAUAGGUUUGAUAGACUGGACUAACGUUACACCUGUUUACACCUCCUCAAUCCCUUCAGUCAUGCCAGUGCCUUUCAUACGGUUAAAAGUUUAAAACAAUAUACUUGAACUCUUGAGAUACACAAGUUACUGUGGGCACAAUAAAUGCUGUUGUCACAAGUGGAUGUAUGGUGUGGCUAUUCCUCUUUAUCAAAAUGUCAUACUUCCAAUUAAAUACAGUAGAAUAAGGAGGCAAUGUGUUAACAGGUUAAGACAAUAUAAUGAACAAACUCUUAAGCAGCUGAGUGAUUGUAAAAACAUGUUAUAUAAUAAUUUAUAUUUUCUCCUGAUAUAUAAGUGAAGCUGUGACUUUUUUUCCUCCAUAGUUUUCAGUUACACUAAUAAAAGUAAUUCAGAAAAUUCUUAUCUGAAUGCGAAACUCUAGGAUCUCUGGAAAUCGUUCAUUUUAUGGAAAAAGGUGAAUUGCUCACAAGCCAUAGUGUUGCCAGAUAAGUAAAGUGUUAACCUGAAAUUUUUCUUGUUGCUGUUGAGAAAAAACUAUUUCAGUCACUGCGUGGUGAACAAGUAGCUCUUGCAAACACAUAAUUAUUGUCAUUUUUCAAGAUAAUGUUAGAAUUUUUAUUUAUGCAUUUACAAUGCUUGAAAUAAUGAGUUGCAUGGUUUAUGAUGCUUAGUGCAAGAUUGGACGUAUGAAGCUUGCACAAAUAUCAUGAAAGGGGUAACCAGGAAUCCAGUACUAAGGAUAUUAUGUAAUAUGCAGUAGACUUGUGUAGACAAGUUCUCUGUUGCAACUACAGUAUGUGGGACUUGUAUACUGAACCUGAUCUGAAAAAGUUCUAUGAUAAUAUAUUAAAAAGAAAUAAUACUGUAUACAAAGAUGUAAUAAAAGUAUUUGCAUAUUUUAACAA